Messenger RNA from Salvia miltiorrhiza (redroot sage), 1698 nucleotides. RefSeq lists its product as uncharacterized. NCBI's taxonomy places the organism in Eukaryota, Viridiplantae, Streptophyta, Magnoliopsida, Lamiales, Lamiaceae. The transcript has a single exon. The coding region runs from base 1 to 1698 and encodes 565 amino acids. The record is from RefSeq and is a predicted model, not a curated record.
AUGGACUCCGGUCGCUUGCCUCAUGGCGACCACGAUCGAUCGGCGUUGAACCUCCCUGUUAUUUCCAACAACUUCUCUAGAUCUUCCCCAGAGAAGCUGUCACAAGCGGAAAUCCCUACUGGUAAUGAGAAAAACCCUAGUGAUAUUGAUGAAACAGUCAUGGUGGAGGAGGUUGUUCCCACCAGCGAGAAAGAAGCGGUUCCAACCUCCUCUUCAGGGAAGAAGACUACUUAUGCUGCUGCCUUAGGGCCACGGGUAAGAAAACCGGAUCUCUCUGCUCAUAGAUUUCAGGCCCUUCACACCUCUUCUUCAGGAGGCAUCGACACUUUGAAGAUUCCCUCGGACUUCUUACAACAACGUGUUAUGGAGUUUAAGUUUGCUCUCAUAGGGAGAUUGAUGUUACGUAAAGGAUCGAAACCUAGGCUUACACAAGAUCUAAAGGCUGAAUUACAAAAAAUUUGGAAUACUUCUCAAGAAUGGCAGUUGAUACCGAUGGGAAAAGGUUUUUUUACCCUAAAAUUUAGUUCGUUGGCGGACAAAAAGGUGGCUAAGGAGAAGCUAAAUCUUGAGAUAUCUGACGGUUGUUUGCGUCUUAGGGAAUGGGUUCCGAAAUUUGACCCCUAUAAAGAGUGCUCCUCAUUGGCUCAAGUUUGGGUGCGCAUUUACUAUUUACCAAUUGAAUUAUGGCAUCCGGAAGUGAUAGCGGCUGUUGGACGUUACUUGGGAAAUCCGAUCCGCAUUGAUGGUGGUUCGGCGGACAGAGAUGUGGGUCAUUAUGCUCGGGUCCUAAUUGAAAUUGAUCUUGCCUUACCUCUACGGGAAUCCUUGAUGAUUGAUGAGGAUAAUAGUUCCAUCUAUAUUGAGUUCAGUUAUGAGUCCUUGCCUACGUUUUGCAAUCACUGCAAAAUUGUUGGUCAUACACCAGAGAAAUGCAGAAAACUUAAGCAGAGGGAAGAUCUUAAGAACAAGAAAAAAAUGGGAGAUACGGGUUUGGAGGACAAGGCCGGAGACUCGACCCAAGAUAGGCAACAGUUGGUGGCUGAAUGGCAGCAAAAACAGCCGAAGGCCAACCGGCCAUCGAUGCAGUUAACUGAGACGGUCCCUUCUGAGAUUACUGCUACAGACACCUCGAAGAAGUGCUUAGAGGGUGGGGAUAGUGCGGUUCCGGUUGCUUCUAAGAGUAAGGAAGCUGAUAUUCCUAUCGCUAUUGGUAACUCUUUCCUGGCUCUUUCGGAUAAUGAGAAGACGGGUCCGGAUUUGAUUGAAAAGAUCUUGGUUGAUGCUUCGGAGACUAAGUAUGACAACAUCAUUAACAUUGAUCCUGAUCAGGAUGGGCAGCAACCUGAUUCCCUCAGACUAAAAGGGGGGGCGUCCCUGGAUCAUAAUGCUGAUCUCAAGGUGCUAGCGCUUGAGAAUGCUAUGAAAAUUCAAAAAUUGGAGGCCUACAUUCAAGAGCAGGAGGUCAAGAAGAAACGUGGAAGGCCUCCGGGUUCGAGGAGGGGAGGAAAGACUCUUCAUACGCCUGCAGCUGACUCUAUUAAGAAUAGACUCCGAAAAUCCACAGAUUUGGGACAAAAGGUCCAGAACUUUGUCAUCGAGGAGCCAGAGAGUGCGAGUUUACGCACGAUGCAUAACUUGGCUGCUAAAAGUUGGGCGGCGGAAAUGGAGCUGGAGGAAACUCCAUCUCCAGAUUUUUGA